UUGAAAGACGCGCGAAGUGUUUGUUUCGCUUAUCAAAAAUAUAGCGAGUCACUGUACAUUGUGAUUUCUAUCAAAUAACAUCUAUCAAAGUCUUUUCUAAUUUGUGUGCUAUUAACUACGUAUGUCUUCAUGUGUGAUAUUGAUAUUAACUGAACAAUAAUAUUUAGAAAUUGUUUCGCCGAUUCCAAAAAAAACUAGCAACAGCUGGACAUCAGUAAUUUCUUAGUUACGUAAUUAAUCCAGAAAUUAUGGAAUUUUCAACUUUACUUCUGACUGUUCUCACGGCGGUUGUUUGUUUAUAUUAUUUUGUUCUAAGCAAGCUAUCUUAUUUUGAACGACUGAAAAUUCCGCAUUUUCGGCCAAUUCCGUUAUUGGGUAACAUGGCACCCUUCAUUUUACGACGUGUAACCAUGGCGGACAACUUACUCAACAUCUACAAUUUAUUUCCUGACACAAAGUAUUUCGGUUUUUUCGAAUUUAUGCAGCCGAUAUACGUGAUCCGUGAUCCGAACCUGAUCAAUUCAAUCGCCAUUAAAAACUUCGAUUAUUUUUGUGAUCAUAAGGGCUUUAUUAACGAGGAGCUUGAACCAAUGGCCAGCAGAAAUUUAUUCGCUCUGCGGGGCGAUCACUGGCGUGAAAUGCGGAAGCUUCUUAGUCCGAGCUUCACGUCCAGUAAAAUGAAAGCAAUGUUCGAACUAAUGUGUCAGUGCGCAAAGAACUUCACCGAUUUUUUAAUUGCUGAAUCUGGAAACACGGGCAAGACAUACGACAUGGAAGAUAUGAUGCCCAGAUAUUCUAAUGAUGUGGUUGCUACGUGCGCUUUUGGUAUCAGUGUGGAUUCUUUCAAGCAUCCGAAUAAUGAAUUUUAUCUGCUCGGCAAGAAAGCUAUGAAUUUUGCUAGUCCUCGAGUAAUGUUCGCAUUUCUCAUGCAUAGAAACUUUCCAAAAAUUGCAAAUUUCUUUAGAAUAAGAAUCUUCAGCACAGAAGUGGACAAAUUUUUUAAGGAUGUUGUCACUAGUACAGUGAAAGCCAGGGACGAGCAAGGGAUUGUUCGUCCGGACAUGAUUCAAUUGAUGAUGGAAGCUAGAAAUAAUGACCAUGGACCAAUAUUUGACAUCGACGAGAUGACCGCUCAAGCAUUCGUUUUUUUUUUGGCUGGAUUUGAUACCGUGUCAAAAGCAAUGUGCUUUGCGGUACAUGAAGUCGCUGUUAAUCCUGACAUACAGAGCAAGUUGAGAGAAGAAAUCGAAGAUGUUCUCAGAGAAACCAAUAACAAACCCACAUACGAGGCUAUCAACGGCAUGAAGUAUUUAGAUGCCGUUGUGAACGAAACUCUGAGACUUUAUCCUCCAGCGGUUUUUGCCGAUAGAGUAUGCGUUAAGGAAUUCGAAUUGCCACCAGUAACACCGGAUGAAAAACCGAUCACACUUAAGCCGGGAGAUAAUAUUUGGUUUCCGGUUUACGCUCUGCAUCACGAUUCGCAGUAUUAUUCUCAGCCGAAGAAAUUUGAUCCAGAUAGGUUCCUGAAUGGCGAAGUGGAUAAUUCCGUUUACUUGACAUUCGGUAUCGGUCCUAGGAACUGCAUAGGUAACAGAUUUGCCCUAAUGGAAGCAAAAAUUAUGCUGUUUUAUAUGUUAUGGCAUUGCAAUCUUGAACCUGACGCUAAGACCAGAAAUCCUAUCGUUCUGGAUAAAAAAGCGCUCGCCAUGACGUCGGAAAAUGGUUUCUGGUUAAAAGUGCGGGCGAGGAAGUCGUCGGUUUCUACCGAGUAAUGCUUGUCGAAUGGACAAAAAAUUUAAAACAUUUAUAACAUAUGAUAAUGUAUUCUAUACUAUAUCAAUUCAAACAAAACUAUGUAAAUUCUUACGUCCAUAUAAUGUAUAGCAUUAUUUUGUAACUGAAUUGAAAAUUGCGCAUGUGAUAUAUUGCGCUACUUUAUAAAAAGUUUAUAAAAAGUUUCACAAAUAUUUUAAUCUUGAAUAAAUAUAUGAUAAAGUAAAAUAAUA
Linepithema humile (Argentine ant) is the source of this 2006-nucleotide messenger RNA. Its product is annotated as cytochrome P450 9e2-like. The record is from RefSeq and is a predicted model, not a curated record. Lineage: Eukaryota; Metazoa; Arthropoda; Insecta; Hymenoptera; Formicidae. Gene Ontology annotation, molecular function: monooxygenase activity; oxidoreductase activity, acting on paired donors, with incorporation or reduction of molecular oxygen; heme binding.